This is a messenger RNA of Sinocyclocheilus grahami, 803 nucleotides long. Its product is annotated as NHL repeat-containing protein 2-like. The record is from RefSeq and is a predicted model, not a curated record. Gene Ontology annotation, molecular function: protein binding. The transcript has 3 exons. NCBI's taxonomy places the organism in Eukaryota, Metazoa, Chordata, Actinopteri, Cypriniformes, Cyprinidae. The annotation marks the transcript as partial.
UGUUAGUCGCAAUUCUGUUGUUGUGGGAGUCAUGGCGUCUUACAGUAAACUGUCAGAUCUUUUCCUCAUUGAGAGCCAGCUAGACUAUGCUUUAGAAGACGCGACGACUCAAGAAGAGAAGGAAAAUCUCGUACAUCAGUAUUUACACAAAAUAGACGAAAAGGACGAUUUAAUUAUACCGGAUUUUGAAGAAGGACUGGAAUGGUUGAACACAGACGGCCCGCUGUCACUCAGGAAGGAACUGUCGGGCAAAGUGGUGGUGCUUGACUUCUUCACCUACUGCUGCAUAAACUGCAUGCACCUACUUCCUGAUCUACACCAGUUGGAGCAAAGUUACACCAGAGAAGAUGGUCUGGUUGUCAUAGGUGUGCACUCAGCUAAAUUCCCCAAUGAGAAAGUCCUACAGAACGUACGCAGUGCGGUGUUGAGAUAUGACAUCACCCAUCCCGUAGUGAAUGACAGCGAUGCCCGUCUGUGGCAGGAGCUGGAGGUGUCCUGCUGGCCCACGCUAGUGGUGCUGGGACCCAGGGGAAAUCUGCUUUUCUCCCUGGUGGGUGAAGGCCAUCGAGAACAGCUCUUCCUUUUCACUGAGGCCGCCCUCAAGCACUACAGAGAACAAGGGCUGCUCAAGGACCAUGAUGUGGGAAUCAAACUGUAUAGAGACUCCCUGCCCCCCUCCAUCCUCUCUUUCCCUGGGAAAAUAGCCAUGGACCCCAGCAGCAAGCAGUUGGCUAUUGCCGACACAGGACACCACAGGGUACUGGUGGUCUCCCAUACUGGGCAGCUGCUGCACACAAUAGGGG